Molecule: messenger RNA, 363 nt
Organism: Diversispora eburnea
Lineage: Eukaryota; Fungi; Glomeromycota; Glomeromycetes; Diversisporales; Diversisporaceae
Source: the annotation of a GenBank genome assembly
AUGAGAUCUAAAUUCAAGGACGAACAUCCCUUUGAAAAACGCAAGGCUGAAGCUGAAAGAAUUAGACAGAAAUAUCCUGACAGAAUUCCGGUCAUUUGUGAAAAAGUUGAAAAAUCGGAUAUUGCAACAAUUGAUAAAAAGAAAUAUCUUGUUCCGGCUGAUCUCACAGUUGGACAAUUUGUUUAUGUGAUUCGUAAACGAAUCAAAUUAAGCCCGGAGAAGGCAAUCUUCAUCUUUGUAGAUGAAGUUUUACCUCCAACUGCUGCACUUAUGUCCAGUAUCUAUGAUGAACGAAAAGAUGAAGAUGGUUUCUUAUAUAUAACAUAUUCUGGGGAAAAUACUUUUGGUCUUCUCGAAGAUUAA